AUGAAAUUUGCAACUCUGCUCCUCCUUGCCAUCCAGAUUGGCUUGGCUUCACUUUGUGUCUUCCAACGAGAAGAUAUUGCAAAAGUAGGAAAAAGCUUGGGUUUUAAAGUAGGAUUGACAGAAGCCGGUUGCUUCGCUGAGUGCCUCAGUGACAAGAGAUGCACCAUCCUCUUCUAUUAUGAUACUGGACUAUGUCAACUUUAUUCUGACGGUGAUGACGAGUACAUUUCAAAGUCAGACAAAGUUACAUGCUAUUCUCUUCAUCGCCAGCAAGAGAAGCCAUCUCAAUACACAAAGAUCGUGACCUUCACCAGAAAGGACUCAGCUUGGGUUGCAUAA
Molecule: messenger RNA, 339 nt
Organism: Cylicocyclus nassatus
Lineage: Eukaryota; Metazoa; Nematoda; Chromadorea; Rhabditida; Strongylidae
Source: the annotation of a GenBank genome assembly